ACUACAUUGUAUCGGUUCCCACACACAGAAAGAAGCGAGAGCGCUGCUCGUCCACCACCACCACGAACGGCGAACACGGAGGAAUUAAACCCUGGAUGGUGAAGCCGUUCGCUGCGGGAUUCGCGCGAGGAAGGCUGCGGCUCGGUAGGGGCGCGCGGGGACGAUGCUAUCGGGGACUCGGCUGCUUUCGCUGUGGACGGCGUCUCCAAGUGUGAUGGCAGAAGUCCAGUGAAUCGCUGGCCUCCCCUCCUCUCUUGUUGUCGGCUGUCUGGGGGAGUGCGCUGCCACUGGUUUCUACUAGAGCUUCGGAUUUUUUUUUUUUUUUUUUUUUUUUUUUGAUUUCGAGCUUUUAUUGCGACUCGGGCCGCCCCAGCAUAGAUUUGUUCUUCGUACGGAGCGCCCACCGCCAUGGACGGAGAGCGGUUUGGAAUAGGAUUGUUUAGCUAAGUCGGGCAGAAUGUGGUUAAAUGGGACAGGAAGGAGUACAACGUGAAGAUUCUCUAACCCUCGCCCCUGACUCCCAACCGUCUGACAGGGUGUCGGACCUCACCGAGGCAUUCCUGGGCCGUUGGCACUAAAAUGUCCCUAAGUGGUGGCACUGCAGGCGGGAAAGGUGUGGACUCGAAUGCGGUGGACACUUACGACAGCGGGGAUGAGUGGGAUAUCGGCGUUGGCAAUCUGAUCAUCGACCUCGACGCAGACUUAGAGAAGGACAAGCUUGAGAUGUCUGGCACCAAGGACGGCAUGGCGGCACCACCCAGUGCCGUGGCGGCGUUGCCCGACAACAUCCGAUUCGUCAGCCCGGUCUCCGGCGCUCAAGGCAAGGAGAGCAAAUCCAAAUACAAGCGCAGCAAGAACUCGAAAGACAAUAGCAGCAAAGCUUCCGGCGACGGGGGCAAAAAAGAGCCCAGCGGACGGACUCAAGGGGAGCCGACGGGGGCGGCGGCGGGCGCAGUGGCCGCCGGCAACAACGCCACCUCUGGGAAGAACAUGGAGAAAGGGGGCAAAGCCUCCCGGGGGGUUCUCGGUGGUAAAAAGGACAAGGAAGGGGCCGGCGGGAAAAAUAAGAAGGACAAAACAGAUGGCGCCCCGGUCGUGGCAAUUGGCGUCUCUGAGAAGGACAUGUCUCAGGCCCAAGUUGCGUUGGGGAAUAGUCGUAACGCGUCCUUCGAGAACGCACAAUCAACAGACUUGGCCGACGCUAAUCAAAUGGGGAAUAUUGCACUUGAAUCUGUUGGGAUAGUACCAGCUUUGACCGCGAAAACUGAACCAGACGAGGUGGAAAAUGUUAACAGCGAAUGCAAGACGUUAAAGAAGAUAAAAACCGAGAAGAUGGAAUCUCCUGUCUCCACGCCAGCGCCUCCCCCCCUCCACCUCCUGGCCGCGGUGGGCAACAGCGAGAUCGCCUCGCCGUGCGAGCAGAUAAUGGUGCGCACGCGCUCGGUGGCGGUGAACACGUCCGACGUGGCCCUGGCGACGGAGCCCGAGUGCCUGGGGCCGUGCGAGCCCGGCACCAGCGUCAACCUCGAAGGCAUCGUGUGGCAAGAAACUGAAGACGGCAUGCUGGUGGUCAACGUCACUUGGAGGAACAAGACGUACGUGGGCACCUUGUUAGACUGCACACGGCAUGACUGGGCUCCCCCCAGAUUUUGUGAAUCACCCACGAGUGAUCUGGAAAUGAGGAAUGGUCGUGGCCGAGGUAAGCGUAUAAGACCGAACAGCAACACCCCGAUCAACGAGAACAGCAACUCGUCAGACAACAAGGUUGCCACCAACAACAAGACACGCGCCGCCUCGAACACCAAGGGCCGGAGGGGCAGCCAGACGCCGUCGGAGCGCCGGACCCCUCCAAACAGCAACACGGAGGACAUCAAAGCCAGCCCUUCCUCUGCUGGGAAACGGAAGACCAAACCCGCCUCCGACAUGGAGCCCAACUCUAGCUCAGAGGACACCAAAGGCAACAAGCGCAUGCGGACAAACUCCAACAACGGAGGCGUGGGGGCCGCAGGUCUCCCCAUCCCUUCUGUUAAGACAGAAUCCCUUCCGCCUCCGCUCGACCGUAGCUGCCCGUCUCCAGUUCUCAUCGACUGUCCGCAUCCCAACUGCAACAAAAAAUACAAGCACAUCAAUGGACUGAAGUACCACCAAGCCCGUGCUCACAAUGACGACGAUAUAAAGUUGGACUUGGACGGAGACAGCGAAUACGGAGAGGACUCAACUCUCCAUCCUGAACCGGGAAACUGUAACGGGGCAUCUAUCUCCCAGAAAGGAUGUUUGUCCCCAGCACGUUCAGUUACUCCGAAAGGCAGGAACUUUGAUGCACAAAGUCCUUCCCCGUCUCCUGGAAAGUUUGGUUCAAAGCAGAGCAAAAAGAAAGUAGCUGAGACAGAUCCAGACACAGGAAGUACACCGAUGGAUGGCUGUGAGGACGGGCCAUGUCUUACUGAUGAGGCUAGUAAUGAUGGCAUAGAUGAAAAGAGAGGCUCGGAUAAGUCCAAAAAGGCUAACACUGGUACUAAAACUGAUAAAAUUGCCCAGAAAAACUUGAAGUCACCGCGUCCCAUUGGCCCUGGACCACCAGGGUCCCAACAGAUGUACCCAUUUCCACCUGGAAACCAAAAUCCCUCCCCAGGACUUGCCCCAAUGAUACAGGGAAUCCCCAAGAGCCCCCAAAUGAAAGGUGCACAGCCUAAACCCCCUGCUAUUGGAGAUCCAGCUUCAAGUAGCUCCAAAGACAAGAAGAAGAAAGACAAAAAGAAAAAGGAUGGCGGAAAGGAUGCUGAUAGCCCCAAGCCUCCCGGAAAGGGUGGAAAACUAGAAGAAGCAAAGCUUCCAUACUCUGAAUCUUGCGAUCAAGGGAAUAAGGGCGAUGGUCUCCUCAAUGGUUCUUCAGAUCCCCACCAGAGUCGCUUGGCCAGUAUCAAGGCUGAGGCUGACAAAAUUUACAGCUUUUCCGACAAUGCUCCGAGUCCGUCUAUUGGUGUCGCCAGUCGGAUAGACGGCAGCGGAAUGCCACAGCCUCUCGCGCCUCUUCACGUCGUAAACCAGAAUGGGGCCGACAACUCUUCAGUCAAAACCAAUAGCCCAGCGUAUUCAGACAUUUCAGAUGCGGGGGAGGAUGGUGAAGGGAAACCAGAGGGUGUCAAAGUCAGGACAGAUGACCAAACCAUCAGGGAAAGUGUCAAAAAAGCACUCUUUUCAAACCAGACACCCAGCAAAGAGUCCCCUUACUAUACCAGCUACGACACUUAUUACUCCCCUAAUUACGUCAACCCCAGUCCUGGCGGCCAGAACCCAGUUGCACCUGCUGCCGAAAGUCAGGCUAAGAUCAAAAGAGAAGAUGAACACGACCAAGUUGAGGAAAAAGUCAAGGUAGAAGUUCAUGAAGAACGAAAAUCUGACCCCAGUGUUGCUGCCCAACAGCAACAACAACAACAACCCUCUGUCAUUCAGCAGCGGUCGAACAUGUACAUGCAACCUUUGUACUACAACCAGUACGCAUAUGUCCCUCCAUAUGCAUACAGUCAUGAUCAAGCAUACCAUAACCACUUGAUGAACACCAAUCCAGCCUACCGGCAGCAGUAUGAAGAGCGGCAGCGGCAGAUGGCUGAGCAGCAUCGAGCCGCCGAGAAGAAGUCGGAUGUUGUCAUGAAAGAGCGAGAAGCCUCCAUGAAGGAGGACUGGAAACAAAAGAGUCCGAUGCCGCCGAGCCUCUCCAAAGCCCCGAGUCAGUCAGAUCUGGGAAAGGUACCACAGCCCUCAAGCAAAUCCAGGGACUCGCCUUCGGAGCUGUCCUCCAAGUCCAUUGGAAGCUUAAAGGGGGAGGACCUAAAGUCCCAGCAAGCCGAGGGGCUGAAGAUGAAGCUGACUGAAGGGGGUCACCAUGGAAAGGAGGACUCUUUGCAAGCUCUGGAGUCCAGAGGCCAGGCUGGGAUGGAGCAGGCCAUGUGGUACAGACAGUACCCUGAGAGCCAGAAGCUCCAACCAGACGACGAACACCAGCAACAACAGCAUCGCAGGAAAGACGAAAGGGAACGGGAUCGGAAGUUAAAGGAAGAAAGGUCCAGGCCGAAGGACAGUCAAAGUGGACCCAAGGAGGACGGAAAAGACUGCAGCGAUCCCAGAAUCAGCGCUGAAGACCAUCGAGCCAUGAGCAAAGACUCUCGUUCUAACCCCCACAUGCAGUUCACGUCACCACUAGCGCAGCACCAAGGCUACUUGCCCUACAUGCAUGGUUACCCCUAUGGACAAGGCUACGACCCCAACCACCCGGGAUACAGGGGCAUGUCUUCAGUCAUGAUGCAGAAUUACCCAGGUUAUCUGUCUGGAGGUUAUCCGUUUUCUACGUACGGGGGUAAAAUAGCAGGAGGUGACGAAGGCAGCGAGAAAUCCCGCGCUAGCCCCACUGUCACUAAAACAGCAACGGACUCCAAAGCCCUGGACAUGCUGCAUCAGCACAACAGCCAGUACAAGAGCAAAUCCCCCACGGUUGGCGACAAGCCGCCCCACGACAGGGAACGGGACCAGGACCGAGGGGCUGCCAUAGAAAGGGAGCGGGAAAGAGAGCGUGAGAGGGACAGAGACAGGGAUGUGGACCGGCCGCGCUCCUCGCCGUCCCAGCGCAUCAUGCCCUCUCACCACCACUUGGGAUACCCGCUGCAAUACGACCUGUCCUAUGCCACAGGGAAACCUGACCGUCACACCUCAACCCUGCAGAGAUUCAUGUGACUGGCUCACAUGAGCGCAGCAUCCUCUGGUUCUUACCUUUUAGACAUCAGUUGAAUGGUGUUUCUAUCUCUUUUUUUUUUUUUUUUUUUUUAGUUUCUCUGCCCCAAGGCAAGGCAGAAUGUUGUUGCUGUUUUUUGUUUUUUCUUCUCCCCAUAAAAGAUCCCCCUCCCUCCCUCCCCCUCCCCCAAACUCUCCGAUCCGAGGACUAAAAGUUACCCAGGUUCAAAGCCAUGGCUCUGCCCCUUCGCGCAGAGGAAACACCGACCCGCUGAUUAUCUAGUCCUUGCACUGUCGACAAAUACAAUGCAAAAAGAGACUCUCGGACUGCCAGAACAGCUUUUCUUGUUGUUUUUUUUGUUUUCUGACUGCAUUGUUUUCUUUUUGUCACACGCAGAAAGAACAUGGCGGGGGGGAGGGGGGGAUUUGGGGUGGAUAUUGAUGGGGGGGCAUUGACUAAACUACAGACUGGCUUACAGUACGCCGUGAAACAACAGUAUAUCCUUAACUUGACAAAUGUUUGGCUAUAUUUAGUGGGGAGAGGGGGUGCAUGGUAUCAGCUGCUUUCUUCAGAGACUUAAGAACCUGAGACCGAAGUUUUCCCAUCUUCAUCGUCAUCAGUUUGAGUUUUUAGCUCUUUUUUUUUUUCUUCUUCUUCUCUGUCACAUUGAGUUUCAGGGACGAUGCCGUCAUUUUUCAGCGAAGGGACCGCACACACCUCAUGGAGAAACAAAACACGUCUCCUCUUUCUCUGUCAGCUCUCUUUCAUAUCAUUGUGUCCAUCUUUUGGAAGCGUCUGAUGCUGGUUUCAUUCAUGUUUUCUUUUUUUUUUUUUUUCCCCCCCUUCACCACGAAAGGAGUCACUCCCACUCAAACGGUGAAGCCACAUCAGCAAGCGAUCAGGCCACACAUGCAGGGGGGUUGCUGAGUGACUGCGCUUCUUUCACUCUGAUUGUUUCCUGUAAACAAUGUAAAAUUUGGGCUCAUGUAUUUUUCUGCUGUAUUAUAGGCUUUUACCUUUCUGUGCAUAAAUGUUUGUAUUUAUUCAAGCAUGCAACUGUUAGAGAACCUGUUAAAAAAAAAAGCGGUCUGCUUUUGCCCCAUUGAGCUCAGAUCCGUACUGCUGCUGGGUGUUUUGUGCGUUUUCUUUUGGUGUUUUUUGGCUUUCCUCGUCUCGCCUAGCUGGGUUUACAUCUCCGUUCACACCAACGCCUGCAGUCACGCCUCUAAAUUACUGUCUUUGCAACGCUGAGCUGCUAAUCAGAUGCAGGAAGGUCCACGUCUUUGUUUUUUUGUUUAUUUUUGUUUCCUGGCCAAUCAGCUGGGGUUCUUCUCUUACUCAUGUGGCUUCACCGUAACAAACGGUCAUCUCAGACAAAUCCUUUCCCGUACAGUAACGGGAGCUCACAGGACAGUCACACCCGCGCUAAGAGCACAUCAUGGCCAUAACGCACGUCAUCAGAUUUUAACAGCGGACUUUUAAAGAAAGAGAAAUAAACCGUGAAUGAAAUGGCUGCUGAGAAGCGCCGCGUCUUAAAACACGUGGGCCCGCUCCGUAAAUUUCCGGCCCGCUUAGCUUAAAGUCGACACCAGAAGCCUCGGCGAGGGUGGCCCGUUCCACCAGAGGCUCUCAAACCACGCGGGCUUUAAGUGAAAUCCUAUCCACACGCCGCUCACAUUGAUUACAGGUUACCGAUCGCUGAAGGGUUUCAGGCCUUACCGUGCUGUUAGGAGCAUUUUAAUGACAACAUAUUGACCAUGCUCUCAUGUUUUUUUCUUAAUCUCCUUUUUCUAAAUCUUAUUGCCCCCAUGGUUGUAGUUUUUAUUACUCCCCAUCGAGUCCUCAACGCUAACAGUGAAUCAUGGCUGCCCCUCCUCCCCCCUCCUGAAGCCGUGCGUUCGCCAUCAGAACGAGACGUUUUUCUCGCCUCUACGAAACUGCAGCUCUUCAUUUUGAGGUUCAUGGACAUUCCAAGUGAAAAGGUUGCCAGUUUCUAGCCCCGAAAAAUAAAAAUGAAAUAAAACCCCAACAAGUUCACAGGACGGUAUAUAUUUUGACUCUGUUCACAUUUUAAAGAAGAAUGGCUGAGAUGAUUUAAAGCUGAAUGUGGUGGUGUGUGACUUGUACUUAAUCUGUAAGGGUAAUCUAGGCAGCUGUGAUGUUGUCAUUAAAGUCAGUGGGGUUUUAGUACCAGCAGACUGCAUAUAGUUUUAUCAGACAAUGGUUGUGACAAGUGCAUUUGUUCUCUCUCUCUCUCUCUCUCUCUCUCGCUCUGAGAGUAGUGUUAUCUCAGUAGUAAGCAAAGCCCAGUGAAAAUCAUUUAUUCUAAAGUGUAUGAAAAGCCAGAAAAGUAACGUUUGCUAUCAACAUAUUGGAAAGUGCUUGGCUCUUGUAUUCUGCAGGACUGUAUUUGUUUCAUGGUGAAGAGUAUAUUUAUUGGCCAGCAGUUGUCUCAAUUGGUGCCUAGUCGAACAUUCUUCUGUGAAAACACAGACACUUGCUCGUUUGUCUUUUUUCCCCAACCCACCUCCUGUCGCGCCCCCCCCCCUCCUCCCCCACCUUCCCUUUAUUCCCCACCCCUCCCCCUUUUAACCCCACCGACCUGCACCCCCCCACCCCCCUCUCCAGAAGUACCGGAGCUGGUGCUUGCAAGGAUGUUUACAAUGUCUACAUUUUCUUUCUAUGUGAGAAAUUCGGAGCUCUUCUCUCUCUCCUCUGUUGUCUUUCCCUUCAGGAGUUUGUGUAAAGUGUACAUUACCAUGGUUCUUUUUUAUACAAUACUCUGUAACUUGCCUUUGUAAAUUUGGGCUGGAAAAAAAUAAAUCUUUUUAUGAGACAAUCUGUCCUGGGAACUGC
Messenger RNA from Fundulus heteroclitus (mummichog), 7582 nucleotides. Its product is annotated as zinc finger protein 609. Gene Ontology annotation, biological process: regulation of transcription by RNA polymerase II. NCBI's taxonomy places the organism in Eukaryota, Metazoa, Chordata, Actinopteri, Cyprinodontiformes, Fundulidae. Bases 580 to 4728 code for a protein of 1382 amino acids. The record is from RefSeq and is a predicted model, not a curated record. Gene Ontology annotation, cellular component: nucleus. The transcript has 8 exons.